GCAAUCGUUUGUUGUGUUGUGGCGCCCAAAUCGCGCAAUUCGUUUUCUUCUACAAAUCUUCCACCGCAACCCGCAGCUUUUUAUCUUCAACUGUGGCGCUUUGUGGUUCCAAAUGAAUUGGAAAGAGUCGGAGGUGAAAAGCUGCCCCGCAACCGUGUAUUAUGUGCCCAACUUUAUCACUCCCGAAGAGGAAGCUAGCAUACUGCAAGCAGUAUCUCGGACACCGAAACCCAAAUGGACCCAUCUGACUAAUCGGCGACUGAUCAACUACGGUGGAAUUCCGCAUCCGAAAGGAAUGAUAGCGGAAAGUAUACCGGACUGGUUAGGGCGAUAUGUGGACCGCAUUAACGAGCUGGACGUGUUCGAUCAGGGCACGAAAGCGAAUCAUGUCCUGGUGAACGAGUAUCUACCGGGCCAAGGCAUUAUGCCGCAUCUAGAUGGACCACUGUUUUAUCCCACCAUCACGACCAUUUCGUGUGGAUCCCACACAUUGUUGGAAUACUUUGAGCAGAGCGACAGCGAAAGUUCAGACUCCAGCACACUGGUACGGUGGAGGAUAGCGAGUUUGCUGAUCGAACCGCGAAGUUUGUUGGUUGUAAAGGAUGAUAUGUAUCACAGAUAUCUGCAUGCGAUACAGGAACGAGAUGAGGAUGUAAUUGAAGACGGAAUAGUCAAUCUUUCGAUGUUGGGAAGCGAAGUUAAGACCGGAGACGUGCUACAUAGAGCAACGCGAGUUUCCCUAACCAUUCGUCACGUACCAAAGACGACCAAAAUGAAAAUAAAGCUAUUUUAAGAUAAU
Messenger RNA from Anopheles aquasalis, 799 nucleotides. Its product is annotated as alpha-ketoglutarate-dependent dioxygenase alkB homolog 6. Gene Ontology annotation, cellular component: nucleus. Lineage: Eukaryota; Metazoa; Arthropoda; Insecta; Diptera; Culicidae. The record is from RefSeq and is a predicted model, not a curated record.